Molecule: messenger RNA, 6986 nt
Organism: Chinchilla lanigera (long-tailed chinchilla)
Lineage: Eukaryota; Metazoa; Chordata; Mammalia; Rodentia; Chinchillidae
Gene: Prdm2
Product: PR domain containing 2, with ZNF domain
Biological process (GO): regulation of transcription by RNA polymerase II
Cellular component (GO): nucleus
Molecular function (GO): DNA-binding transcription factor activity, RNA polymerase II-specific; histone methyltransferase activity; protein binding
Source: RefSeq, a predicted model, not a curated record
GGUUCAUGUAAUCAAAGAAGUUUCUUUGUUGUGUGUAUCUUUACAGAACACAACAGGAAUUGAAAAUGAAUCAGAACGCUCAUGAGCCUGCGGCAGCCACUGAGACCCUGGCCGAGGUACCUGAACAUGUGUUGCGAGGACUUCCGGAGGAAGUGAGGCUUUUUCCAUCUGCUGUUGACAAGACCCGUAUUGGUGUCUGGGCCACUAAACCAAUUUUAAAAGGCAAAAAGUUUGGGCCGUUCAUUGGUGAUAAGAAAAAAAGAUCUCAGGUUAAGAAUAAUGUGUACAUGUGGGAGGUGUAUUAUCCGAAUUUGGGGUGGAUGUGCAUUGACGCCACCGACCCUGAGAAGGGGAACUGGCUUCGAUAUGUGAACUGGGCUUGCUCGGGAGAGGAGCAGAACUUAUUUCCCCUGGAAAUCAACAGAGCCAUUUACUAUAAAACUUUAAAGGGAAGAAAAAAUCCCAGGAAAAUAAAAACAAAGGAAACAAAUCCCGAGACAUACAGCCGAAGACAAGUGAGCCAGAUUUCACCCCUGCAAAUAUGAGAGAUUCUGCAGAAGGUCCUAAAGAAGAGGAAGAGAGGCCUUUGGCUGAAGCGCCUGAACAGCCAACUGUACCGCAGGACGUGGUCAGCCAGGAUGCGCUUCCAGAACUGCUGAUCCCCCCCGCUGCCUGCGAGCCCCAGCCAGAGCUGGAAGGGAAACAAGAAGCCGCAGACUGUGAGGUGAAUGACCUGGAGGAGGAGGAAGAGGAAGAAGAAGAAGAAGAUGAUGAGUUGGAAGAAGAAGGGGAGGAAGACGCCGACAUGCCAGAUGAAAGUUCAGUGAAAGAGCCAGAAAUACAUUGUGACGAGAAGCCAGAGGAUUUGUUCGAAGAAACAAAAAGCGUUUCGAAUGAAACUCCUGAAGACUCCUCUGAAGUAACUCCUGUCAUCGAAAUCCCUGAAACUAAAGAGGAGGUCAAUGGUGAUGUAUUUGAAACGUUUAUGUUUCCGUGUCAGCAUUGUGAAAGGAAGUUUACCACCAAGCAGGGGCUCGAACGCCACAUGCAUAUCCACAUGUCUACAGUCAACCAUGCUUUCAAAUGCAAGUACUGUGGGAAAGCGUUCGGCACACAGAUUAACCGGAGACGUCAUGAGCGUCGCCAUGAAGCAGGGCUAAAGCGAAAACCCAGCGCAGCGGUGCAGCCAUCCGAGGACCUAGCUGAUGGCAAAGGUUCUGGAGAAAGUGUUGCUGCUAAAGAUGAGGCGAAUCCUCCCCAUCUUGGACAAGACUGCCUGACCUCCAACUCAGAGAAAGUUUCCCAAGAAACAAUGCAUCCUUCUGCCGUGGAAGAGAAUGGGGAAGUGAAGGAAUUCCAUCCGUGCAAAUACUGUAAGAAGGUGUUCGGCACCCACACGAACAUGAGACGGCAUCAGCGCAGAGUUCACGAGCGCCACCUGAUUCCCAAAGGUGUCCGGCGGAAAGGUGGCCUCCUUGAUGAGCCGCAGCCCCCGGCAGAGCAGGCGCAGCCCACCCCAAAUGUCUACGUACCCAGCACAGAGCCAGAGGAGGAAGGGGAAGCAGAUGACGUCUACAUCAUGGACAUUUCCAGCAAUAUCUCUGAAAAUUUAAAUUACUACAUUGAUGGCAAAAUUCAGACCAACAACAGCACUAGUAACUGUGAUGUGAUUGAGAUGGAGUCUAAUUCGGCAGACUUGUAUGGCAUAAAUUGUCUGCUCGCUCCGGUUACAGUGGAAAUUACUCAAAAUAUAAAGACCACACUGGUCUCCGUAACAGAUGACGUUCCUAAAGAGCCUUCGAGCAGCACAAACUGUGAGUCCAAGAAACGGAGGACUGCAAGUCCACCCGUGCUUCCCAAAAUUAAAGCCGAAACAGAUUCUGACCCCACCGCACCCUCCUGCUCCUUAAGCCUGCCUCUUAGCAUAUCGACAACAGAGGCCGUGUCUUUCCAUAAAGAGAAGAGUGUUUAUUUGUCAUCCAAGCUCAAACAGCUUCUCCAAACGCAGGAUAAGCUGGCUCCUCCUGCAGGGAUUUCAGCAUCUGAAGUCCCUAAGUUAGGUCCCAUGUGUGUGUCCGCACCCGCAUCCAUGUUAGCCGUGACCUCAAGCAGGUUUAAGAGGCGGACCAGCUCCCCACCCAGCUCUCCACAGCACAGCCCCGCCCUUCGAGACUUCGGGAAGCCCAGCGACGGGAAAGCGGCGUGGUCGGACGCGGUGCUCACUCCCAAGAAGCCCAAGUUAGAGAGUCGAAGCGACUCGCCUGCCUGGGGUUUGUCUGGGAGAGAGGAGAGAGACAGUGGGAGCCCUCCUUGCUUCGAUGAAUACAAAAUAUCGAAAGACUGGGUGGCUAGUUCUACUUUUAGCAACGUGUGCAACCAACAACCCCUGGACUUAUCCAGCGGAGUCAAACAGAAGGCUGAGGGGACAGGCAAGACUUCGGUCCAGUGGGAAUCUGUAUUAGAUCUCAGUGUGCAUAAAAAGCCUUGUGGUGACUCCGAAGGCAAGGACUUCAAAGAGAAUCAUGCAGCUCAGCCAACCUGUAGCGCUGUCAAGAAAAAGAAACCAACCACCUCCAUGCUGCAGAAGGUUCUUCUUAAUGAAUACAAUGGCAUCGACCUACCUGCAGAAAGCACUCCUGACGUGACCAGGAGCCCAAGCCCUUGUAAAUCCCUGGAAGCCCAGCCAGAUCCUGACCUCAGUACUGACUCUCGCUUCUCUACCCCUGCUGCCGAAUCCCCCGCCGAAGUGUGUCCCUCGUCACCCGCCCUACAGACGCCUUCCCAGUCGUCCAGUCAGCUGCCUCCUCUCUUGAUCCCCACAGACCCCCCUUCCCCUCUGGCGUGUCCUCCUGUGCUAACUGUUGCCACUCCGCCCCCUCCCCUCCUUCCCACUGUCCCUCUUCCUGCCCCGUCCUCCAGUGCAUCUCCUCACCGGUGUCCCUCGCCGCUCUCCAACACCACCGCCCAGUCUCCACUUCCAAUUCUGUCCCCGACGGUGUCGCCCUCGCCCUCUCCCACGCCUCCCGGGGAGCCGCUCUUGUCGGCUGCUUCACCUGGGCCUCCAACGCUUUCUUCGUCCUCUUCCUCCUCCUCCUCCUCUUCCUUCUCUUCCUCCUCCUCAUCUUCAUCCCCUUCACCCCCUCCUCUCUCAGCGGUGUCAUCUGUGGUGUCCUCCGGUGAUAACCUGGAGGCUUCGCUCCCUGCAAUAACUUUCAAACAGGAGGAACUAGAGACCGAAAGCCUGAAGCCCAGGGAGGAGCCCCAGUCUGCAGUCAGGCAGGACAUCAUUCAGGAAACAUUCAGCAAAAACUUCAUCUGCAAUGUCUGUGAAUCACCUUUCCUUUCCAUUAAAGACCUAACCAAACAUUUAUCUGUUCAUGCUGAGGAAUGGCCCUUCAAAUGUGAAUUCUGUGUGCAGCUUUUUAAGGAUAAAUCGGAUUUAUCAGAGCAUCGUUUUUUGCUUCAUGGAGUCGGGAAUAUCUUUGUAUGUUCCGUUUGUAAAAAAGAAUUUGCUUUCUUGUGCAAUUUGCAGCAACACCAGCGAGAUCUGCACCCAGACGAGGUAUGUACACACCAUGAGUUCGAAAGCGGGACACUGAGGCCCCAGAACUUCACAGACCCCAGCAAGGCCCAGAUGGAGCAUAUGCAGGGCUUGCCGGAAGACACUUUGGAAACUUCCAAAGAAGAGGAAGAAUUAAACGAUUCCUCAGAAGAGCUUUACACCACCAUAAAGAUAAUGGCGUCUGGAAUAAAGACGAAAGAUCCAGAUGUCCGGUUGGGUCUCAAUCAGCAUUACCCGAGCUUUAAACCACCUCCAUUUCAGUACCACCACCGAAACCCCAUGGGGAUUGGUGUGACGGCCACGAAUUUCACUACCCACAAUAUUCCACAGACUUUCACUACUGCCAUCCGCUGCACGAAAUGUGGAAAAGGUGUUGACAACAUGCCCGAGUUGCACAAACACAUCCUGGCGUGUGCUUCUGCGAGUGACAAGAAGAGGUACACCCCCAAGAAAAACCCAGUGCCGUUGAAACAAACUGUACAACCCAGAAACGGAGUGGUGGUCUUGGACAGUUCGGGGAAAAAUGCCUUCAGACGAAUGGGACAGCCCAAAAGACUGAACUUUAGUGUUGAGCUCAGCAAAAUGUCACCAAAUAAGCUCAAGUUAAAUGCAUUGAAGAAGAAAAAUCAGCUUGUGCAGAAGGCUAUCCUUCAAAAAAACAAGUCUGCAAAGCAGAAGGCUGACUUGAAAAACGCCUCCGAGCCGUCGUCUCACAUCUGCCCGUACUGCAGCAGAGAGUUCACCUACAUUGGGAGCCUGAACAAACACGCUGCUUUUAGCUGUCCCAAAAAGCCCCUUUCUCCUUCCAAAAAAAAAGCCUCUCAUUCAGCCAAGAAAGGUGGACACUCGUCACCUGCAAGCAGUGACAAAAACAGUAACAACCACCGCAGACGGACAGCGGACGCGGAGAUUAAGAUGCAGAACACGCAGGCGCCUUUGGGCAAGACCAGAGCACGCAGCUCAGUCCCUGCCCCGGCCCCGUUACCCUCCUCGUCCUUCAGGUCCAAGCAGAAUGUCAAAUUCGCAGCUUCCGUCAAAUCCAAAAAACCAAGCUCCUCCUCUUUGAGGAACUCUAGCCCGAUACGAAUGGCCAAAAUAACUCACGUGGAGGGCAAGAAACCCAAAGCUGUGGCCAAGAACCAUUCUGCUCAGCUCUCAAGCAAAACGUCCCGGAGCCUGCACGUGAGGGUGCAGAAAAGCAAAGCUGUUUUACAAAGCAAGGCCGCUUUGGCGAGCAAGAAGAGAACAGACCGGUUCAGUGUAAAAUCUAGAGAGCGGAGUGGGGGCCCCAUCACCCGAAGCUUUCAGCUGGCAGCUGCUGCGGACCCAAGUGAAAGCAGGAGGGAGGACAGCAGUGCCAAGCAGGAGCUGAAGGACUUCAGCUAUAGCCUCCGCCUGGCGUCCCGAUGCCCUCCGCCAGCCGCCCCGUACAUCACCAGGCAGUGCAGGAAGGCCAAGGCCCCGGCUGCAACCCAGUACCAGGGACCCUUCCUCAAGGAGUAGACGCUUCGCCUGCUCCCUGACAGCACCUGAAGUGACCUGGAAUCAGUGAAGCCAAAGGGACUGGCAGGCUGCCCUGCAGGGAGCACCGACCCAUCCCAGCUGCGUGAGCCCUCGAGAGAAAGGGAGCGUGCGUGCGUGCAUGCGUGCGUGUGCGUCCAUGCGUGCAGGUGCAUGCACCUGGUCCUCAGACACAGGCCCAGAACCCCGGGGAGGCAGGAAGGUGGUUACUCUGUAGUGUCCUCUGGGAAGACCCUUGGGGACAGCCCUGGGACUGUGUUCUGCAGCUUAGCCUUCCUGUCUGGGUGGGGCUUCUCCUACUAUGCAAUUUUUCAAGAGCUCCUGGACCCUGCUUUCAGCUUCUUGAGUUGUCAUUUGCUGUUGCAGGGACUUUGGUCUGGUCCCGGGGGUCUGCUUCAGUCCCAUCUGAGGAAGGCCUUCAGGAAGAGGUCAAGUUUCCCUUCAGUACAUCCCUGCCCCACCACUGUCCUUCUCCCCCAACAUCUCUGGGAAUCCAUAACAAGUAUGCCCAUUGGGGCCAAGCCUGAACCCUUGGCCCCUGCGCUUGGAAACGCCUUUCUCCUGCCUGUGCAAUUCGAGUUGCUGGCUCCUAUUUCCAGGUUUGAGAUUCCAGUCACAUUGCUCUUGAGUCUUUGCAGAGAACACUGAAAGCAGGUGCAUACAGGGGAAAAUCCGCUCAGUCUGUGGACAAGGUGCCUCCCCUAGGUCAAGCAGGCGAGGCGGAAGGUGCAUGGGACAGGGGGCUCUCCUGGGGCCCUCUUGCCUUGCUUGAUGGGGCCAUCCACACCGUUAGCAUCUGAGCUUCUCCAGUUAGCUGCAAAGGGAAACAAGUAAACACCCCCAAAAAACAGGAAAUGGCAAACAAUGAAAGGAUUAAAAGCACAGGGGGAAGAAGUGAUUUCCAGAGGCCAUAAAUUGCUUGCCAGGGAACGAUGGGGCUGACCCCCGAUCUCUGGUGGACAGUCCAUGUCUUGGUGAAACGGGUGACUGAGCUCGGAGUUGGGACCGGUUCAGUGAGGUUCUUGGGUUUUGUGCCUUUGGGGCAGACCCCGGACAAGGAUGCCUGAGGCCACUUUGGUGCUGUUUUCCCAGCUCCGCUCCGGAAGUGACGUGCUCUGGAAGUGACGUAUGAAACCCAAAGUGGAAGGAGGGGACUUGAGCAAGUCGUCAUACAAUAAAGGGAUUUUUCUUUUCAGGGCUACUAUGGUUGAUCUUGCAACUCUGUACAUAUGUAUGUAGACACUUUUAAAAGCACGUAUUUAUGUCCCUGACUGUAAAUGCCCCAUUUUUAAAGUUUUAUAACAUGUGUUAUUUAAUUAACCAGUCGACUGGCUACAACAUGGGGUCUGAUAAUAGUCCGGGAGAGGAGUCUCAUGAGAUCCUCACAUGGGCAGAAAAAUGCUGAUCAUUGGCCACUAUCACAGUUUUCCUGUCUCCCACCCAGCUCAACUCUGUCCUUUGUUUUUACUUCUCAUGAACUGGAACCCUUUCUCGCGCUCCCACAAUUAACCCUCACGAGCAUGUAGGAGUCGUGGCUAUUCCUUCUCUCAAUGACACGGUUUUGACCCACAACUACUCACAUUCAUGGACUGCACCCCAGCCCCUCUGCUCCGAGGGGCUCCCCUCUCAGCAGCGGGGGAAGCUCACGAACCCAAAGCCUCAAGAGUCACCCCCGCCAAUGGCGAACUGUGGGAGAUGUUUCUGGGGUCUUGGGGGAUACUCUCUUCUGCAUGUGCAAAGGCGCCGGUCACCCUUCAGUACUCCGGGCCUGUCAGGAAAACUGUUCCAAUCAUGAGAAAGCGUGGAGGUCUUCCAGCGUGGGUUUGGAUCACAGAAGAAGACCGUUUUGUAUCUGCCAUGUGAAGAAAACUAAUAAUAAAAGUGCAAAGAGCGAUUGUAGGAA